Messenger RNA from Epinephelus fuscoguttatus (brown-marbled grouper), 973 nucleotides. RefSeq names its product eukaryotic translation initiation factor 5A2 (gene eif5a2). Gene Ontology annotation, biological process: positive regulation of translational termination; positive regulation of translational elongation. Lineage: Eukaryota; Metazoa; Chordata; Actinopteri; Perciformes; Serranidae. The transcript has 5 exons. Gene Ontology annotation, molecular function: RNA binding; ribosome binding; translation elongation factor activity. Bases 162 to 626 code for a protein of 154 amino acids. The record is from RefSeq and is a predicted model, not a curated record.
CCGUCACAAGGAGGAUCUCUCUGAGCGGGCUCCUCCCUCCUCCCGCACCUCGUCACCGGGGCUCGUACCUGCCCUGUCUGCUCCUCCUGCGCUACAAAAGCUCUACGCAUGCGAAGUGACUCUUCCUCUUUAGUCUAGCGUUACGGAAGACACAGCCCAUCAUGGCAGAUGAUGAACCACAUUUCGACCAAGCCGACUCUGGGGCCUCCACAACAUACCCAGUGCAGUGCUCCGCAUUGAGGAAGAAUGGCCAUGUCAUGAUAAAAAAACGUCCCUGCAAGAUUGUCGAAAUGUCUACCUCCAAGACUGGCAAGCAUGGACACGCUAAGGUUCACCUUGUUGGAAUUGACCUCUUUACUGGGAAGAAGUUGGAAGAUAUCUGCCCAUCUACCCAUAACAUGGAUGUCCCUAAUGUUUUAAGGAAAGACUACCAGGUCAUAGGUAUCAGCGAUGGCUUCUUGUCCCUAAUGGAUGACUCUGGAGCAACCAGAGAAGACCUCAAAGUGCCAGAGACCGAUUUGGGCAAAGAGAUAACAUCUAAGUUUGAUGCAGAAGAGACUUUUAUGGUCACUGUGUUGAAAGCUUGCGAUGAGGAAGCUGUAGUUGGCAUCAAGGCCAUGGCUUAACGUGUCCAGGACAACGCUGGAGACCUCCGAAGUCUUUCUCUCCAGUACGGCUUGAAGCUUCACCAAAGCUACUGGCCUUCACCCCCACAUCUCCACCAGUUUCCCUGCUGGUCACCUGAAAACCGGAAACUCGACUGGAUCCGCUUCUACAACUCAGUCAGGGCCGACAUGCAUUCUCUACAAUCAACGAAGUUGUCCACCCGUAGCCGUUGCAGCGUAACUUUGCAGUGGCUACUGAUAUUGUUCCAGCAAUAUCUAGCACAUUCCAGCAAUUCCUAACAUUCUGCGUAGAAAAUGGCUGAUUGGUUUUCUGUGCAUUACUUCAAUACAUUCGCUUUUUUAAUUCC